ACGUUGUGUAGUGGCAGCAGCUGCCGCCCAGUCUCGGGUCCCCCUCGGAAGCCCCCGUAUGCCCAGCGCCAACAUGGACCUGUUCGGGGACCUGCGGAGGAUGAACAAGAGGCAGCUCUACUACCAGGUUCUGAAUUUUGCCAUGAUAGUAUCUUCAGCUCUAAUGAUAUGGAAAGGUCUUAUUGUGGUGACUGGAAGCGAGAGUCCAAUUGUCGUCGUGCUAAGUGGUAGCAUGGAGCCAGCUUUCCAUCGGGGGGAUCUGCUGUUCCUGACAAACUUCCAGGAAGACCCCAUUCGCGCAGGAGAAAUUGUAGUGUUUAAAGUGGAAGGCAGAGACAUCCCCAUCGUUCACAGAGUCAUCAAAGUGCAUGAAAAGGAAAAUGGAGAUAUCAAAUUCCUCACUAAAGGAGACAACAAUGAAGUCGAUGACCGAGGCUUAUAUAAGGAAGGGCAAAGUUGGCUGGAAAAGAAAGAUGUUGUGGGGAGAGCGAGGGGGUUUUUACCAUAUGUUGGUAUGGUUACUAUCGUCAUGAACGAUUACCCAAAAUUUAAGUAUGCGGUUUUGGCCAUUAUGGGCGCCUUUGUACUUUUAAAGCGUGAAUCCUAACACUGGAGAAAGGCGUGAGAAUAAUCAAGGCAUCAUUCAGACUAAUAUAACUAAUAUAUAUUGCAUUUUCUUCCCUUUAAUAACGUAACAAAUAGCUGGGAACGGUUCUGGAAAUAAAAAAAACUCAUGUUUUAGGUAUUUAUUCAGAUAACGGUUUCAUUGUACAUGAACUCGGUCGACAUUUUAUAAAACAAUGUAAAAUGUUUUUCUUACGAUAUGACCUAAUAAAACAACAAAUAACA
Xenopus laevis (African clawed frog) is the source of this 849-nucleotide messenger RNA. It is a transcript of the gene sec11c.S, whose product is annotated as SEC11 homolog C, signal peptidase complex subunit S homeolog. Gene Ontology annotation, molecular function: peptidase activity; signal peptidase activity; serine-type endopeptidase activity. Gene Ontology annotation, cellular component: endoplasmic reticulum membrane; signal peptidase complex; membrane. NCBI's taxonomy places the organism in Eukaryota, Metazoa, Chordata, Amphibia, Anura, Pipidae. Gene Ontology annotation, biological process: protein maturation. The record is from RefSeq and is marked provisional.